GGAGUUCGAACAGGACCUGAACGGAAAGAAGCAAGAUUGGGAAGCUAUUGUGAAGAUUCCGUUCAUCGACGAAAAGCGUUUGCUCGCAGCAAUGAGAUCACGAGAACAUCAACUCACAGCGGACGAGAGGAGGCGGAACGCUUCCGGCACUAGCACCAAGUUUAUCUUCAACCCCGAAGAGCCCACUGUCUACCCGUCUUCCCUGCCUGGAUUCUUCCCAACCCUACAACGAUGCAUGUGCAGGAUGGAACCAUUCGAUCUGCCAACCCUCAAUGGCUUGCAUCUUGUCGAAGGUCUUUGUGACGGCGUCUUCCUAGGGGCCGAGGCCCUUGCUGGCUUCCCGUCGCUCCAGACACUUCCGCAUACCGCACUGCUUGGCCCCCACGGCGUGAACGUGCACGGGUCCGAGAGCCGCAACAAGUCCAUGAUCAUACACAUUGAGAACGAGCAUGAACAGCGGAAGACGGAGGACAUUGCAAACGAAAUGAUCGGGCGACGAACAUUCGUUGGAUGGCCGUUUCUUCAGGAAGGCAUGGUCUCCGCCGUGUCAGAUUCGCUCUUCAAGUACGAGAAGGUGUCCAUCAUUCCUGGCCGGCCGCCGAGGGUCAUCUCGAAUCCCCACUCCACGCAGGGUCUCGGUCACUGGAAAUCGAAGGCAGAGAAGAUCGAGUACUUCUACUCGAAGAGGUGUGGUGUCAUCACCGGCAGUAUCGAUGUUCUCCUACAUGUGCGACCGCUUAAGGGUUUGAAGCGCCUGGAUACUGGAGCGUUCGUGAAGGACUAUGAGAGUGCAGAGAAUGAAACAGAGCAAGCUGUCCAGAUGACUGUGUCUGAGAUAGUCUCCGAAGAUCCCCGAUUUUUGGAAAAGGACCCUCCGCCGCUCUCCGAAGAGUUUCCCGAAGGCAGCAAGGUAUUCUUCCUUGGGGAACACGCUUACGGCGUCGCUGCGCAGGUCUCUACUACGACCUUGGACACUCUCUCGGUUAUACUUGCUUUCUUCCCCUCAGAGAAAGCAGAGAAUGAGAAGUUCAAGAAUAUCGUGGUCAACCGUAUGUCAAGCCGGUAUUUUCCCUCGUUCAAGGCCGCAGACAUGGUUGGCCUUUCUGGAAGGGCGAUCUCCAAGAUCACGUCUAGCUUCAUGGUCAUCACCUCGGACGGUCAGAAAAAUAACCUCGGGCUUAGUCUCAAAUUCGAGGCGAAGGGUCUUAAGGUUAUCGACUACUCGCGAAAGGACGGCAGGUAUUGGGAAUUCAGCGAAAAGGCCGUUGACCUCAUCAGAGAGUACAAGGAGAAAUACCCCGAAGUCAUGCGGACAUUGGAUAGAGGCGGUGACGCAAUGCUGAAGUCGUCGGAUGUAUUCUCGAGCUCCGAUGCAGAUGCCAAAGUCAAGGAAGUGAGGAGCUGGCUCACCUCGAAGGGUAUCCGAGAUUUUGAGCCGGUAUCUUUGUUCUGCGAUCAAUUGAAGAAGGAUACCGUGCGGGAGAUUGAAGUGUUCGCGGACAAGCUCAACGCAGCGAAGUCGCCUGCCGCUAUCAAGAAGGCCAUGGUAAAGGGCAUCCCUCGACAGGCAGUAUUGAAGCCAUCCCACGCAGUGUACCGGCUGCAAAACCAACACUUCGCACUCGGCGACCGUGUGACGAUGGUGCAAGACUCGGGCGGGGUACCGUUGUCCAUCAAGGGUGUUGUGAUCGGAAUGAACGCGAAGUCCAUGGACGUCGUGUGGGAUGCAUCCUUCAUGUCCGGAACAUCGCUCGGGGACCGAUGUUCGCAAUAUCGUGGGUCGACGGUCGAGUUCACGUCGUGCCUGAACUUGUCCAAUCCGCAGUUUGUGGCGUCCACAAACCCGAAGGAGCCGACACAGCAGCGACCGAGUGUUCCAUUCAAGCCGCGUUUCGGGCCCCAUCCGGGGAUACAGUCCCCUCCAGGGCAGCAGGCCGUUGCCGGCUUCCGCCCCGCAACUCAAGGCGCUCCAGUUCAUAUCAUGAGCAAUCCGAACCGUGGCCGUGGAAGCUUUGUCAACGGCCGCGGAGGCUCGUCUACAAACGGGCGUGGAGGCCACCACAUGAAUGGACGGGAUGGGCCGCUAGCGAUUGCACAUGCGCCGCACGAUGCUAUAGUAGAUGCAGAUGUUCCGGAACCAGCAGCGCAUGCUCCUGAUCACCAUGUGAAUGGAGCGAGGGGAAAACCUCGUGGAGGAUUUGGCCCGAGAGGGUUUAAUGGUCCGCCGGGUCCUCCUCGUGGCGGCUUCCCGGGAGGCUUCCGUGGUCGAGGGGGCUUUACUUCGAACGGCGACCGAGGUCGUGGGGGUCCGCUGCGAGGCGGCUACCGGGGCAGGGGAAGAGGUAACUUCGCCCCCGCAGUGGCGUGAUGAGUUUGACUGCCCUCACAGGACUCGUGUAUUAUCCAUGUGGCAUUUGGAACAAGUAUAAGUACUGUACCUUUAGUGUGUAUAUUCUACUGUUCUCGAUGCAUCGCUAUCGCAUUGUUGUCCUCCACUUCGUCGAGUCUACUGGAUGCAUCGGACUUGCAAUCUC
Messenger RNA from Postia placenta MAD-698-R-SB12, 2534 nucleotides. RefSeq lists its product as hypothetical. Gene Ontology annotation, biological process: rRNA catabolic process; nuclear-transcribed mRNA catabolic process. Lineage: Eukaryota; Fungi; Basidiomycota; Agaricomycetes; Polyporales; Adustoporiaceae. The transcript is spliced from 8 exons. The coding region runs from base 92 to 2368 and encodes 758 amino acids. Gene Ontology annotation, cellular component: nucleus. The record is from RefSeq and is a predicted model, not a curated record. Gene Ontology annotation, molecular function: 5'-3' RNA exonuclease activity; RNA binding.